UUAAAAUAUUAACUCUGAGGCUCGUAACAAUUUAAGAUUAACGUUUCGAAUUCGUCGUUAUAGAUCUAAUAUUUAUUAUCAUGAAGCUCAUCGUCGUUGCUUUGGCCUUAGUUGUCCUGGUAGCUGCUCAGGACGAUAAGUAUACCACCAAGUAUGAUAGCAUCGAUGUGGAGGAAAUCCUCAAGUCGGACCGUCUCUUCACCAACUACUUCAAUUGCCUGAUGGAUGAGGGCGCCUGUACACCCGAAGGUAACGAAUUAAAGCGUGUUCUCCCGGAUUCGCUGGACAACGACUGCACUAAAUGCAGCGAGAAACAGAAGGAAACCAGUACCAAGGUUAUCAAAUUUCUAACUGAGAAUCGACCAGAGCAAUGGAAGCUGUUGAAGGCUAAGUACGACCCGGACAAUAAGUACGUCGAAAAGUAUGCUUCGAAUGCUGAUAAGGAUGGAAUCAAACUGUGAACGUGUUCCGGCAGACGUUUUGCUGGACAAAGCGAAUUGUGAUCCAAUAAUAUAGAUCGGAUGAUUGCAUG
Messenger RNA from Malaya genurostris, 532 nucleotides. RefSeq names its product ejaculatory bulb-specific protein 3-like. The transcript has a single exon. NCBI's taxonomy places the organism in Eukaryota, Metazoa, Arthropoda, Insecta, Diptera, Culicidae. The coding region runs from base 81 to 461 and encodes 126 amino acids. The record is from RefSeq and is a predicted model, not a curated record.